AUGGAAGGACAGAGCAAUGAAACAGUAGUAACUGAAUUUAUUAUUUUGGGUUUCCCCAGUUUAAAGAAAAUCUACCCUUUGAUGUUCCUACUUUUCUUGCUGAUAUACAUCUUCACUAUUACAGGGAACCUCACCAUUUUCAUAACAGUGUUGACAAACCACAAGUUGCAAAUACCUAUGUUUUUUUUCCUCAACCAUCUAUCUGCAAUGGAAAUCUGGUACACUUCAGUCAUUGUCCCAAAAAUGUUAUCCAGGUUUUUAACAAACAGCGGAAGUAUUUCUUUUAAUAACUGCAUGAUACAGCUGUAUCUGUUCAGUUCUCUUGGAGCAUCCGAGUGUUAUCUACUUACUGCCAUGGCUUAUGAUCGGUACCUAGCUAUUUGCCAGCCUCUGCAUUAUGUUUCUAAAAUGACCAACUUAACUUCACACCAGCUGGCCUCUGGGUCUUGGAUUGGAGGCUUUAUUUCACCAAUCCUUCCUGUAGUAUUAAUAUCUAAACUUAACUUUUGUGGUCCUAAUCAAGUGAACUACUUCUACUGUGAUUCUCAACCUCUUCUUAAACUGUCCUGCAGCAGUACCCGAUUCACAGAGACAGCAAUUUCCACACUUGCAACUGGACUUAUAUUCACCUCUUUCCUCUUAACUGUACUCUCCUACAUCUUCAUAAUCUCCACAAUUUUGCGGAUCCCUUCAGCCACUGGAAGGAAGAAGUCUUUUUCCACGUGUGCCUCUCACUUAACUGUUGUCAUGAUUUACUAUGGUACUAUAACAGCCAUGUACAUGCAGCCCAUGUCUCGAUUUUCCUUGGAUAUCAACAAAGUGUUAUCUUUACUUUAUACAGUUGUUACACCUUUGGUCAAUCCUAUUAUAUAUAGUUUAAGAAACCAGGAGAUGAAGCAUUACCUGAGAAAGUUAUUUGGAGAAAUGAUAAACAAAAAGGAUAGCAUUGGAUAA
Messenger RNA from Nanorana parkeri, 954 nucleotides. Its product is annotated as olfactory receptor 6F1-like. Bases 1 to 954 code for a protein of 317 amino acids. Gene Ontology annotation, cellular component: membrane. The record is from RefSeq and is a predicted model, not a curated record. Gene Ontology annotation, biological process: G protein-coupled receptor signaling pathway. Gene Ontology annotation, molecular function: G protein-coupled receptor activity; olfactory receptor activity. The transcript has a single exon. Lineage: Eukaryota; Metazoa; Chordata; Amphibia; Anura; Dicroglossidae.